CCGCCAAUUCAGUUGUUCUUAUCACUUUGUCAGGGCAAGUUCUGCACAGUAAAGCCAGCGCCAGAAUCGCCCCAACAAUGAAACGCAAUUUUGAAGAUCAUCCACCGACGGUUUGCUACAAUAAAGCCCCUGCGGCCGUCGUUACCCCGGAAUGGUGUCAAACCAGACGAUCCGCCGCUUUGGCUGGAACAUUAGUCCAAGAGUUGGUAGUUCCGAAAAGAUCCGCUCGACAUUGGAAAAUGCUAGCCGGUGAUCUGUGCCGAAUUACCCUGAACGAAGGACCCCAGGUGGGAGAUAUGAACUUCUGGAAUCUACACAAUCCGAAGGAGCGCUUCUACUCCGGAAAGACACGACAAUUGCACGCAUCUCAUCUGAAAACGAACGAUAGGCUGUGGAGUAGCUUCCCGUAUUUGCGUCCGAUGGCAACUUUUGUGACGGAUUCGCUCGCUGAUUACGGAAUCGAUAAGGACGGCGGGGCACUUCAUGACGUGAUCGGGACGCGAUGUGACGACUACACGUACAAACUGAUAACGGGAAAGGAUCGUGUUGGUAGUUGCCACAGUGCCCUAACGGAAGCCGCCAAGGAGUUGGGCUUGGACGAGUCCGAUGUGCAUGACGUGUGGAAUAUAUUCAUGUGCACCGGAUUUACGAGGGAUACUCAACAAUAUUUCUGCAAACCAAGUCCUGCGAGGAAGGGCGAUUUUAUUGAAUUUAUAGCCGACAUGGACUUGAUGGUUGCACUGAGUGCUUGUCCUCAAGGUGAUGUCUCCAUAGUCGUCGGACAAGAAGUACCGGAUGAUAAAUGUUUUCCCCUGAAAGUAGAGGUGUAUCGACCAGCAGUUUAAGCGACCUUAUUUCCACACGUUUGGAAAAAUCUUGUUGCUGACGUCCUACUUUGUGAGACCAUGAGGGCAUGGCAGCGUUGACCCAUUGUAUGAUUGCUUUCGACUGAAAACUUGAUAAAUAAAACAAUAGAGUAUAGUGGGGCAAAAGCUCGA
Molecule: messenger RNA, 998 nt
Organism: Aedes aegypti (yellow fever mosquito)
Lineage: Eukaryota; Metazoa; Arthropoda; Insecta; Diptera; Culicidae
Exons: 3
Coding region: 78-845 (255 amino acids)
Source: RefSeq, a predicted model, not a curated record